CUGAGACUCCGCCCGCCUAGUCGCUCUUGCAUCCUGACGCGUUGCCCUGGCAACCCUCGCUCUGCCUUGCUCAGCGCACGCCGUGGCUUCCGGCCUGGGUCCUCCCAACAGACGCCGCUGUCUUCUAUCUGAGGGGUCGGCAGGAGAACUCUAUGGAGUAAAGAUGAGCAGUCAGCUAAGAGUGAAACAUAUUGAACUUGUGGUCCAGCAGCUUGACAAAUUCAGUCCUGAAAAUGAGAAUAUUGGACAUUUCUUGGAUGAAUCAACUAAGGCUUUACAGAUUAACACUCAAAAAUUCGAUCAAUAAUUCCAAAAUGACAUCAGGCCCAAGAAAAGCAGAUCUUUCUCGUAUUCAAAUUUACUAUCAUUCAAAUUUACCAUAUGUGGUUUUUAAUGUAUCUGAUGAAACCUUUUUGAUGGAGACUUUGGCUGGAUGUAUAGAAUAUAAACCUAUAUUGGAUGUGGUGGUCAAUGCAUUUUAUAUCCGAGAUGGAAAACAUUGCCUGUUGACCGAGCGUAAUCUGUAUGUUGUUGUUUGUUAUUUGGCCACUUUUCGACUGGAAGAGCUUGGUCUUCAACAGUUCAGCAGAAUAAUCAAGUCACUAGAUGUUGCUAAGAUAUGCAAGUUCCUUAGGUUCUUUUUCAGUGUCAUGAAUUUGAACACAUGGAUAAAAGAUGAAUGGAGCCAGAUAUAUGAUUCUGUUUAUGUAAAAGAUAACUGGAUCAAACCAUUGCUAAGAUGGCAGCCAAAAGUGCAACAACUGAUUGAUCAACUUACUGAUAAAAUAGCUAAAUACACAACUACAACUUCAAAGAUAACUGAACCAAAGGAGUUUCUUUUGACAGUCCCAACUCCACGAGCAAUACUGAUUCCUGAGUUAAUUCCACUACAAGAGAAAACAAAACCUGUUCCUGAGACAACUUACAAACCUCCUAGAUGGAAGGAGUACCUAGAAGGAAUCAAACUGAAGAAUCGCCGGAAAGCAGAGGAACUACUACUGGAAGCAAACAUUAGCCAAUUUGCUUGUGCAGGCCCGAAGCUUGAACAUAAAAGUACUAUAAAUGAAAUUCCAAAGCAUGCAGAGAAAUUUCAAGCUCAGAAGAUCAAAGGGCAGAUUGACAAUCCACCUAUCAAACUAAAUGCAACAGCAAUCUUAAGAGAAGGUGUCCUCUACCAACGAAAAGUGGAGGAGGAACUCAACAGAAUUGAACAUCUUCUUCAAGGAGCUCAGGAUCCAUCUGAAUUUCUAGAAUGGCAGAAGCAAAUGAGUAAAAGAGACUUGGAUGAACAGCUGGCAGAAACAGAGUGUAGGAGGCUGCAAGGCAAGCUAAGCUAUGAAGAGGCAAUUCUUGCACAUCAGAACUGUGUUCAGGAGAAUAAAAAAAAGGCUGAGCAGAGGAGGGAAGAGAAAAUGGAAAUUAGACAACAGUGUGCAGAAAGAUGCCUUCAAGAAAGUAAGGAAAGAAAAAAAAUGGUGCAGCAAGUGAUAGAAGGGCGCAAAAACGUGAAGCAAGCACGAAUAAAGACCCAAAAAAGCAAACACCAAAUAGUGCAAGAAGUGUCUGAAGAAAGCCAGGAAUUCCUUCGUCAGGCUUUGGAAGAAGAAGAAGAAACAUUCAAAAAAAGAUACAAAUUGAUUCAGCAACUAAGAGCUAUAGAGUAUGUGCCAUUCCUUAAUAACAGAUUUGUUGACUUAACCCAGACUCCUGAACAUGGUGUUCUGGGUGAAAUGUCAGUAGCAGAACUGCGAGAACGCUUAGCCUUGCUGCAUGAAGCUCAAAAGAAGACAGAAGAGGAAAAGAGAGAUCUGAUAGUUCGUGAAAAACACAUUAAGGAACAGCUUCUUUUGAACAAACUGGAUCAAAUCUCAGCUUUCAGAGAAGCAUUUGGAAGAGCAGCUGCACUGAAGCAAGAAGAAAAGAAAAUUAAGAUGCAGUUUAGUGAAGGUAUUUUGAAAGAUGAACGUGUUUUAAAUCUACAGAAAAAAAUUGUUGAAAAAUCUACGGAACGUAAAAUACAAACUGGGCAUUUUAAAAAUACACCCCUUAAGUACAAAGAAGAUUCAAGGAGAUCUUGGAAGUCACAAAAAAAAUCUCUGCAAGAGGAUCACUGGCAGAAGUUGGAAGAAAGUCGACAACAACAGUUCAAGAUGCUUCAGAAUGGUUUUAUGUCAAGAGAAGUGGCUCGGAAAAUGAUUGCAUAUGAGGCUGGGAGAACUGGAACAACUGCUUGUAUAUUGCGUUCUUAAGUCAGAAACACAUUUCCAUUUCCUAGAUGUGGCAUAAUAUAAUACCUACAAAUGCACUUCUAGAGCUGCCCUUUAGAAGUAUUAAUAUAGAUUUUAAAAUCAAAUUCUACAUUAUACUAAAGAAAAUGGGAGCUGCUUUUGUUCACUUUGUGAAAACCAUUAAGCCUUAAUAUGUUGAGCUCUGUAAUAUUGGUAAUAUUACUGGUGGUUGAAAGAAAUAGCUGUAAGUCUUAGAGAACAAAUGUGAUAUAUUCGACAUGAUCUACUGUAUAUUAAGUUUUCAAAAUAUAAAUAUGGGAGAUGAAUCUGAGUGUUAAUACACAUACUAAUAUUUUUCAAAUAGAUUUUCCAGAAACAUUCUCCCCUGCACUUUA
Hemicordylus capensis (graceful crag lizard) is the source of this 2623-nucleotide messenger RNA. It is a transcript of the gene CFAP99, whose product is annotated as cilia and flagella associated protein 99. The transcript is spliced from 17 exons. Bases 234 to 2249 code for a protein of 671 amino acids. The record is from RefSeq and is a predicted model, not a curated record. NCBI's taxonomy places the organism in Eukaryota, Metazoa, Chordata, Lepidosauria, Squamata, Cordylidae.